Molecule: messenger RNA, 869 nt
Organism: Stylophora pistillata
Lineage: Eukaryota; Metazoa; Cnidaria; Anthozoa; Scleractinia; Pocilloporidae
Product: E3 ubiquitin-protein ligase CHIP
Biological process (GO): protein polyubiquitination; proteasome-mediated ubiquitin-dependent protein catabolic process; positive regulation of proteolysis
Cellular component (GO): cytoplasm
Molecular function (GO): protein-folding chaperone binding; ubiquitin protein ligase activity
Source: RefSeq, a predicted model, not a curated record
AUACAUCACAACAGUCGGAAUGCCAAGACGAAGUUUGGUUGGUUUGUUUUAAAAAUUUUAACACAAAUAUUAAUCACAAGAGAUGUUAUAAACGCGAGAGGUGUACUGGAAUGACGGCCAUAGACCUUAAAGAACAAGGAAAUCGUCUUUUUAGCGGCAGGCAUUACGACGAUGCAGCGCAAUGUUAUACAAAGGCUAUUAUCAAAAAUCCAACAGUUCCAACAUACUUCACCAAUCGGGCUCUGUGUCAUCUCAAACUGAAGAAGUGGUCUCAGGUUAUAAGUGAUUGUCGACGUGCCAUAGAACUUGAUGUGAACCUGGUCAAGGCGCAUUUCUUUCUUGGGCAGGCACUCCUUGAACAAGAGAAUUAUGAUGAAGCACUUGCAAGUUUAAAAAGAGCAUAUGAUUUAGCCAAAGAACAGAAACUUAACUUUGGAGAUGAUAUUGCAAGUACAGUCCGUCUAGCUAAAAAGAAGAGAUUUAGUGUUGCAGAAGAAAGACGAAUUAGUCAGGAAAUAGAGCUGCAGUCAUAUUUGAAUAAUCUCAUCCUUGAUGAUAAGAAGAGGCAAAUGAAAGCUGCAGGAAAAGAUCCUGAUGAAGAAGAACUGGAUAAAAUUGAAUUGGAAUGUGAUAAGAGACUAUCAGAAGUAAAUAGCCUUUUUAAAGAAGUUGAUACCAGAAGAAAGAAAAGAGAGGUGCCAGACUUCUUGUGUGGACAAAUCAGUUUUGAACUCAUGAAAGACCCAGUCAUUACACCAAGUGGAAUCACCGUGUAGGCCAUUUUGAUCCUGUGACAAGAACAGAUUUGAAACAAGAACAGUUGACUCCAAACCUCGUUAUGAAAGAGGUCAUUGAUGCGUUUAUCACAG